Messenger RNA from Ustilaginoidea virens, 759 nucleotides. RefSeq lists its product as uncharacterized. Gene Ontology annotation, cellular component: mitochondrial small ribosomal subunit; ribosome. The record is from RefSeq and is a predicted model, not a curated record. Gene Ontology annotation, biological process: translation; mitochondrial translational initiation. The coding region runs from base 1 to 759 and encodes 252 amino acids. Gene Ontology annotation, molecular function: structural constituent of ribosome. NCBI's taxonomy places the organism in Eukaryota, Fungi, Ascomycota, Sordariomycetes, Hypocreales, Clavicipitaceae. The transcript is spliced from 3 exons.
AUGCGACUGGCAAUUGGCCUCACCAAGCCGGCCGAUUCAUCUAAACAGUCCUCACGAUGGUCGCCCCGAGGCACAGAGCCAUACCGCUAUGUCGAAUGGCCGUGGCCUAUCGUACCAGCGCACGGCGGCCCGUCGAAUGCCUUCCCACCAGCUGGCCGCGUCAACCCCCUGGUGGGAAACAAUGCACUGCCCGAGCCGGCUCCAGAUGCCAUCGCGUCAGCCGCGUCCUUGGAGCAGGAUGCUCCAGCUCCCGGGGCCAGAAGCUCUCCCGAUGCCGACGCUUCUCCUUAUGGCGCUGCUCCUCCUCGUCCUCCGCCGCCACCGCCGCCAGAAAGCUCUGGUGAGGCUGCCUCGGGGCCUAAACCCACGACGCACGCCUACAACGCUGUCGAUUAUGCCACGGUCGAUCUCUCGAACCUGGUCAACGCAAAGGCUUCCGAUUACAAGCGUUCCCUCGGCUCCAGCAGCAAUCCUCUCAACCAACCCAACGUGCGCGCCAAAGCUGUCGUGGGUCGAACCGUCUUCAUCGCGGACCGCCUCACUCCGCAGUCUGCACCGACGCCCAUCUUGGCCCUUCGCGUCCUGGAGAGGAUGUGCCGCGACCAAAAAGUCAAAAGCAAGUACCAUUCGCAAAAGUUUCAUGAGAGGAAGGGUUUGAGGAAGAAGAGGUUAAGGAGCCAGCGGUGGAGGGCAAGGUUCAAGGCGGGCUUCAAGGAGGUGGUGAGUCGCGUCAUGGAACUCAAGAAGCAGGGGUGGUGA